Molecule: messenger RNA, 3207 nt
Organism: Xyrichtys novacula (pearly razorfish)
Lineage: Eukaryota; Metazoa; Chordata; Actinopteri; Labriformes; Labridae
Source: the annotation of a GenBank genome assembly
AUGCAGAGAAGAGGGGAAAGGAGAAAACUGUAUGCACUGUUUCAAAUGUGGGCGAGAGGGCCACUACUCUCGUGGAUGCAGAGCACAGAGACUGUUGACGGGAAACGGGGAGGGACUAUUGAGAUGGGACCAGCAAUAGUCCAGAGCCAAGAGUCCCACAAUGAACAAUCAUCCCUCAAAGAAACAGCAGCUAGCACCCCAUCAGCUGUCUCUGAAGUUCGCUAUCUACCUCCUCAACGCAAGUCAAAGUUGGUAAGCCUGGUGGGAAACAGAUGUACUGUGAAUUGUUUUAUGGACAAUCAGCCAGUCAAAGUGUUGUGGGAUUCAGGGGCGCAGUCCAGCAUAAUAAAUGAAAACUGGCGGCAAAACCACCUUCCCCACACAGUGGUCAGACCUGUUUCAGAACUGCUAGAUGAUGAAACACUUACAGUGUUUGCUGCCAAUGAUACGCCCAUCCCCUAUAUUGGUUGGAUAGAGGUCAGUUUCAGACUUAACAGUGAUUUGUCCCAGAUGAGUGAGCUGCAAGUGCCGAUAUUGGUAUCAAGUGACCCAGCGGUGGCUGGUGACCCCAUCAUCGGUUACAAUGUCAUUGAAGUCAUUGUCAAUCAGAGAGAAGUAAAGACUAAAGGUGGAAGAAAGCAGCUAGCACACUACGUGAGUAAAGCUUUUAAAAUAACUGUACAAACUACUCACAGUGUUGUCAAGCUAGUGCAGAACAGCAGCGAGGACUCAGAGACAGGUGUGGUACGUACUGGGAUAAAAAGAGUACCCUUGCCAGCCAACCAUGUCACCACAGUCUAUGUAAGAACACACGUUAAUCCACAUGCUCGGGGCCAGGACAUGCUCUUUUCUCCUGAUCAACCACCAGAGGGAGUGAUCUUUAAUGAUGUAUUGGUGCAUAUUCCAGACAGAAAAGUACCAUACGUACCCAUUCCAGUGACAAACACCACAGACCACACCAUUUUUUUGGAGAGUUGUAAAGUUUUAGGGCACCUUGAACCAGUCAAGAAAGUGUAUGCAGCAGACAUUCAGACAAAAGUAAACGAGCUGACACAAGAAGAAAAGAACGGUCCAGAGCUAAAGUCACUAAGUUCCAACCAGCAGAGACCAAAGUCAUGGGAUCCCCCAGUGGAUCUCCAACACUUGACAGAGAGUCAACAAUCAGCUGCGAAGCAGAUGUUACGGGAGGAAUGUGAGGCGUUCGCAUAUGACAGUGACGAUGUAGGCUGCAUACCAUCUCUGAAAAUGCACAUAACCCUCCACGACACAAGUCCUGUGCAAAAGACCUACAUGUCUGUCCCAAAGCCCCUUCACAAGGAAGUAAAAGAGUAUUUGCAAGACCUGCUUAACAAAGGUUGGAUCACACCAUCACGAUCCCCCUACUCAUCACCCGUGGUGUGUGUGCGCAAGAAAGAUGGUACUCUUCGCCUUUGCUGUGACUUCAGAGAGCUCAACCGUAAGUCAGUUCCAGACCGUCACCCGAUACCGAGAAUUCAGGACAUGUUGGAUGCGCUGGGUGGAAGCUCUUGGUUUUCAGUGUUGGACCAGGGCAAGGCAUACCACCAGGGUUUCCUGGAUGAAGAAAGCCGCCCCUUGACUGCCUUCAUCACACCCUGGGGCCUCUAUCAAUGGGUACGCAUCCCCUUUGGCCUGAGCUCCGCACCUGCUGACUUUCAGAGGAGCAUUGAACACUGUUUGGCGGGCCUCAGAGAUACUGUUUGCCUUCCAUACCUGGACGACAACCUGGUGCACAGCAGCAGCUUUGAGGAGCACUUAGAGCACAUCCACCUUGUCCUCCAGUGUUACAAAGACCAUGGUGUUAAGCUGACUCCAAAGAAAUGUGAACUGUUCAAGCGCAGUGUCAAGUUUCUGGGCAAGAUGGUAACAGGUGAAGGCUACACAAUGGAUCCAGCAGAGUUGGCCCCAGUGAUGGCUUUAAAGGAGAAAACACCUGCAACAGUUGGAGAGGUACGUCAAAUGCUUGGUUUUCUCUCUUAUUACAGACCUUUCAUCCCCAACUUCUCUGGUGUUGCCCAGCCCCUUUAUAGCCUGCUUAGUCCUCCACCUUCUGAGAACAACACUUCCCCAGUUCCUACUGACAGGUCUAAAAAGGGGGUGAAAAAAAGUAAAGGUCACUUACCAUCACGCACACCCAUUCAGUGGACCAGCUCCCACCAAGAUAUUUUGAACCAGCUUGUAGAUGCUCUUACCAGACCUCCUGUCCUCGGGUACCCCGACUUCACUGAGCCCUUCGUGUUACAUUGUGACGCAUCACAGGUUGGGCUAGGCGCCAUUUUGUACCAGCGACAGCAAGGCAAAAUGAGGGUUAUAGCGUAUGGUUCCCGCACCCUGAGCCCGGCAGAGAAAAAGUACCACCUGCACUCUGGCAAGUUGGAGUUUUUGGCAAUGAAGUGGGCCAUUUGUGAACGUGUCCGAGAUUAUCUGUACCACGCCCCAUCAUUCGUGGUGUACACUGAUAAUAACCCGCUUACAUAUGUGCUCACUACCGCAAAACUCAACGCCACCGGUCACAGAUGGGUUGCAGAGCUGGCCAACUUCAACUUCACUAUACGCUAUCGCCCGGGCAAGACCAACAUUGAUGCUGAUGGACUGUCCCGGAUGCCACUGGACAUUGACAGCUACAUGAGGAGUUGCACAGCUGAAGUUGGACAGGAAGCCAUAAGUGCAUCCAUGGAGUCUGUAUCAGUGGAGCAGAGAGACCCUUGCCAAGGUGUUGGAGUUUUCCAGGUUAGCGCUCUAAAGUUGAUCAAAGAUUCUGACACUAACCAGCCUUUCACACCAGACCAGAUUCGCAGAGCACAGGAAGCAGAUGAAGUCCUGUCGAGAGUGCUCUGGUACAAGUCACAGAGUAGAAGACCAGGUAGGGCAGAGGUGAAGGAAGAACGUCCUGCGGUAACUGCACUGCUCAAGCAGUGGUUGAAGCUUCACGUCGACCAAGACGGCAUCCUGCGUCGCCAAACAACCCGCGGAGAGCAGUUACUGGUACCUAAGUCCUACCGUCCCCUGAUUUUCAAAGAGCUUCAUCAGGACAUGGGCCACUUAGGGGUGGAAAGGACGCUCGACCUGAUUCGAGAAAGGUUCUACUGGCCACAGAUGGCGAGAGAAGUCGAACACUUUGUGACAGAAGAAUGUGAGUGUCUUAAGAAAAAGAAGCUGAGUAAGCAGACCCGUGCACCUCUGACCUAG